This is a messenger RNA of Cicer arietinum (chickpea), 495 nucleotides long. The record is from RefSeq and is a predicted model, not a curated record. Lineage: Eukaryota; Viridiplantae; Streptophyta; Magnoliopsida; Fabales; Fabaceae.
AUGUCGAUGAGUUCAUUUUAUCUCGUUGAUUAUGGGUAUCCAUGUACUAGAGGUUUGCUUCCUCCUUAUAGGGGUGAAAGAUAUCAUGCCCAAGAAUAUAGAGGCCAAGGUAGACAACCUAGGAGUCCCGAAGAGUUAUUUAACUACAGACACUCAUCUCUACGGAUGACAAUUGAACGUUGUUUUGGGGUGUUGAAAAAUAGAUUUCCUAUUUUGAAGUUGAUGCCUCCUUAUAAACCUUCCAGACAAAGACUUAUAGUGAUAGCUUGUUGUACUAUUCAUAACUACAUACGUAAGUGGAAUUUACCAGAUGAAUUAUUUAACAUAUGGGAAAUAAUGGAUCCUAUGGAACUUGAGAGGGUGAAUGAAAGUUCAGGCAUAGAAGGAACAAGCUCCAACGAUAACUUAACUAGAUUAUUUGAUGAAGGUGCGGUUGAAAUGACAAUGAGUAGGAAUCGUAUUAGAGAUAGGAUGUGGGUACACCAUCACAAUUAG